UAGAUAUGGUUUUGAAAGUCUAUGUACUUUACAAGCAGUCAAGUUUCCAGAGCUGAUGUCACACACGAGAAGUCAAGGAGCUUCGGAGGGAACGGUAAAUGUACAGGGUAUUGGACUUUCUGGAGUCACACUUUCAAGUGGAGAAACUUCUCUGGCAGAAAUAUUGGUAUAGAGAACCCAUCUCUUGGCUGUAAAUAGUGUUAGGUCUAUGUUCGAGGUAGAAAACAGUUCAGGUCCUCUACUCCAGAUAAGUAAAUGGAAACUAUGUCAGGAUGUUAACAAUGAAAAGAAAAAUUACAGGCUGUUCUAGACAAAAAAGGACAGAAAGCAGGUUCAAUCAGAGCUGAAGAAUUUGGAGUCUUAUCGGUCAGAGACACACCCUUAACAACACCAAGCCAGAGAGCAGCCUGGACUUGCAGAGAAUGGAGUUAUCAUAGAAAUUGCUGACAGUCAAGGAGAAACUGAAAACAAAUCCCAUUCUGCAGAGAAGAAAAUCAAAGCCUGGUUAAUUCAAGUGCAGAGGCUGUUAGUGCAAGUAACCACAAGAGUUUGCUUAUGUCUGAGGUAGAGAACACUAAGGUGGAUACCAAAAUCAAGGAAUCAUCUGUGAUUAAAGGAAGCACUUUGAAAACAACAGGUAGUGUCAAAGACCAGAAGUUCUCAGGUGGUGAAGACAGCAAGAUACCCAGAAGCCCAUCACAAGGGGAGAAAGGUGAUUUGAAGUUGAAAAAUAAGAUGCCUACACAGAUCACUGGCUCUGAUUCUGAGCCUGUGGGAAAAGAGUUGAUAAGCUCUGGAGGUGGACUUUUAAGCAUCAGCAAUGCUGAACAGGAGGCUAAUAAUAAACCAAGAACAAGCAGCGAGGAUACAAAUGGUCAGCCACCAAGCAGGUUGGCAGUUACCCCAAACAGUGGUGCUGUAGCAACCAACCCAUUAGCUGAAGAUAGCGCAUCCAAAAAGGAAGGCUUUUGGGAAAUCAAUGGCCAGUCGAUGUCAAAUGACAACACAGGAUCCUUGAAGAGGCUGAACCAGAACCGGAGAAGUUUGAGUAUGGAAACGAAGUAUGAAAAUGACAAAGCUGAAUUAGCAGCUAAAGUCACCAUGAGCCCCAGAUAUCAGCUGUUUUUGGCCAACGAGAAUCAGGAUAGGCUUACAGAUACAGCUCAUACAAGAAUCCAAAACGAACAGUAUGGACUGAAACACACUGCGAAGAGUACUGACCCAGCCUUGUCUGAGGGAUCCACUGUUACCAGGACCACAGACUCAGGAUUGGAUUCGACUGUAGGUUCAGAACCUGGACAUGAGAUUAGUCCAAACCUGGGACCAUCUACAAAUCCAAACAAAACAGAUAGGGGUGAAGCAACUGAAUUUGUGGGAGGGAACUAUUCUGAAGCUUUAUCGAUUAAGAUUCCUGGCAAUGAGACCCCACCAAGGGCAUUUAAUAGCCCAUAUAGAUCUCCAUCUGCUGAAUAUGACCGAAUCUUCAGAAUGUCCGACUUCAAGGAAUGCCUGUCUCCUACACCCUCAGAAGUCUCGCUCAACUCAAUGAGCUCAUACAGCCAGUGGAGCGGUGUUACUCUCCCCCAAACCAGCUUUCCUCAAGGUAGAUUCGCUAUCUAUGAGAGCUGGGGCAGGCUCAAGGGGAUGUUGCCUGCCCUUCCUAAUCUACGACCUGGAAUUCACCACAAAAGAGAUUAUAUUCAAGAGCUCAUCAGGCUUUUAGAUGUUAGUGAAAAGAGAAAUGCUUUUCUGGAGGCAGAGAGCUUGGAGAUGUCCAGGGAGAGAGGCAGGAUACGGUACGAGAUGAGAGGGUUGCUGGUGAACAACGAGGACCUGAUCAGGAACAUGGCAGUGAUGCAGAAUGAAUUAAAGAAGCUAAAGGACAGGGUACUGGAGCUGGAACGAGAAAACUUCACGCUGAAUGAGAGUAUCACACAACUGGAGAGAGAGCUGUCAAAUGCAAAGGAAGUUCUGGGAGAGGCUAAUGACCAAGAAUAUGCCUUUACGUACCUACAGCAGUCUCUACAUCAAAAACUACUUGAAGCUCAGGAGGCUUUGGAUAACCAGAGCAAGCGAUGUGAUGCAAUGGCAGAGAAGCUGUGGCUGGCUGAGAGGAACCAAGACCAGCUGGAGACGGAGAAGCAGAACUUGGACACAAAAAUUGUUAGCCUCAGCAGCACUGUGCUCAGGCUAGAGACAGAGCUCGGGGAAGCACUGAAGGUGUCGGCUGAGGCUGCUGCAGGGAUUACUCUCCACCAGCAGUACAAGGAGAAGACCCAGAAUAGCAUCGAGGAGCUGGAGGAGAGGCUGAAGGAGAAAUGCCAAGAGCUGGAGGAGGCACAGUGCAACAGGACUAGACAACUGGAGGAGUUGUCCUUAAAGCAGCUGGACAAGGACAGGCAGUUAGAAGAGGAGAUACAGCUGCGGGAGCGACUGCAGCUGCUGUCCAAGCAAGCGGAGAGAUCCAUCGAAGAUCUUCAGAUGGAACUCCAGACAACUACCCAGGCCAAGGAAGAGCUUAGCAAGCAGCUCAAGCAGGCCCAGGAAACAAUAAUUGAUCUGGAAAGUGAUUUAGAAGAAAUGAAUGACACUGAACAUCGAUGGGCAGGAAAACACAAAAGAACCAUGGAACAGAAUGAGCAGCUACAGAUCAAGUUACUUCAUGAAAGAGAUUUGAGGGAACAACUGGAAUGUGACAAACAGAUGCUGGAGAGACAGAACAAAGAUCUAGAACUUGAAUUGCGGGACCUGCGGAGCUCUCAAACUCACGAGGACAUACUCUCGAAGACAGAAAUAAAGGCCAAAGAGAUGGAAAGCAGCCUGAGAGCUGAAGAGAGGAACAAAGCGACGCUGAUGGGCAUAAUCCAGAAGAUGGAGAGGAAGAAUAAAGAUUUGUCUGAGCAGAUGGAUGAAGAGCGUCGCCAGUUAGAGGAGGAAAAGGAUCAGCUGGGGCAGCGAAUGAAGAGCCUGAAACGGCAGUUAGGCCAAGCGGAGGAGGAGAUGGAGCGACGGGAGGCUCAGAACCGCCACAUUCAGAGAGAAAUGGCGGAACUGAAGGAGUCAAACAGUCUGCUCCAGAAACAGCUGUCUGACUUGCAAAUUCAGCUCAAACAAAAAGAGUCCUUUAUGAUGAAGAAAUCCCGGGACAUACUGAACAUGAGAAUAGAUCUGGAUAGCGAAGAAGAGGAAGAAGCAGUGUCUGACAUUCUUAAACAAUAAGAGCCGACUGAUCAAUUGACUUACCCAUUCUCAACAGAACCAUGAAAACGAACUGUUUAAAAGGGACACAAGUCAUGACUUGACUCGGUAGAUUUAUAUAUAUAUAUAUAUAUAUAUAUAUAUAUAUAUAUAUAUAUAUAUAUAUAUAUAUAUAUAUGUAUUUUAACAGCAGGUAAACUUAAUUUAGAAAAAAAAAAAUUCUUUACAGCAAGUACACUGACUUAAAAAUUUGCCCCCGGGCCUGAAAAUGUCUGUGGGCGGCACUCCUUAUAAAUUAACACAGAGAUGUUGAGCUUACAGAAGUAAGGGAGGGUGACCCAAAUCAGGAUGUUACACUGACCACUGACUAUAAUUUAAUUCUUGGAAAUUGAUGGUAAUAUAACAUAACGUAGCUAGAAAAGGAGGUGUCAACUAGAACGGUGUCCUGUUUUAUUCCAGAAAUUGUCAUGUUUGUCUUCCUUCCUCCCUAUUAGGGGUAUUUCAACCAAGCUCUGGCUUGGAGAGUCAAAUGUCCAGUCAUACAAUUUGAUAUAUUUUUGUUCUUAUGGCAACUAGUAGAUGUUGAGCAAACAUUUAAGAACAAAUAAAUAAAUCGUUUCAGUGUUUACCUUUUCUUGAUCUAUAUACAGUUCUGCGGUGUUGAAAGUGUUGUAUUAUUCUUUGCUAUUGCACGAGGGAAAAUGUCUUGUGUUCUGUUUGUUUAUACAUAUUGUUUGGGUUUUGUUUCAUAUAAUGGACAGUAUAAUAAGUAAGGCUAAAUGUAAUCUGUCUCUCAGUUAUAUUCAAACCCUUUUCAUAUUGUGGUGAUGGGUUUUGAAAAUCCCAACCUCGAGGAUGCUGUCAAAAUACUUGUUAGCUGCCAGCUUGCACAAAGUCUUCAGCAGAGGAAAAGGUGUUUGGGGGAAAAGGAGCAAUAUUUUUAUUAUUUAUAAAUAUAGUUACAUACUGUAAUACAAUGUAAUCGUGGGACACUUUAGAUUUAAAUUGGGGUCUCAGCCACUUUACAGAUGCGUUAUUAUCAUUUUUAUAACAUGGACUGUUUGAAGGUAUAUUCAUAUUUAUCGUGUUGCUCACAUGCUAUAUACAGAACUAACUUUUUUUAUUUUUAAUGGGUGUUUUUCUCCUAUUAUUAAAAAUCCAUGUUAUACUUUGGGAAAAAGCUUUGAAACUAGCCCCGUUUAUCCGAUCCUUGUUCCUUUAACGUUUUCCUGUAUGUAAAUAUAAACUAUUUUGGAGGAAACAAUAAGAAUGUAUUUGUUUCAUCAUAGUUUGUUUUGAAAACAUUUUAGUGCUUUGGAGGCUGAGUAAACAAUAUGACAAAUGACCAAAAUGAUGCACCUUAAACUCAUAAUUCAAAAUUGGAAUUCCCUAACUAAUUAGUGAAGUGUCCACUGUUUACUUGUUCAACAGGAAAACAUAUUUCUUAUAGUAUUAGAUAUAUUUUAAAAAGCUUGGUAAAAUGUUGCAAAUAUAUAUUUAUUCUUUAAAGUAUAUUAUUUUUGGUGUUUGAAAGAAACUGUUGUAAGAACAACUUUUUUUUUAUUAAACUUUCCAUUUUUCAACUCUGAAA
Molecule: messenger RNA, 4789 nt
Organism: Acipenser ruthenus (sterlet)
Lineage: Eukaryota; Metazoa; Chordata; Actinopteri; Acipenseriformes; Acipenseridae
Product: cingulin-like
Exons: 20
Coding region: 556-3219 (887 amino acids)
Cellular component (GO): myosin complex
Source: RefSeq, a predicted model, not a curated record